CAAAUACCUGAACACUGAAAUAACGCUUCAUUUGAAAUGUCUCAUAUUUGUAUAACAUCAAUAAUGUGCAUUGUCUUCAUCGAGGUCAUCCAUGGAGGAGGUGGUAACACUGGUGAUUUUUGCACCGAUUUGAAGAAACAGCUUACAGAGUUGCUUAGUGGUGCAGGCCGUAAGUUAGUUGUAAUUGUGAAUAAUUGCCAGCACAUUGUUACAGGACCACUUGAAGAAGAAAACAUUCCCUUAAAUUAAAAUGCAAACAAUUCUGGAGACGUUUCCUUUUUCAAAACGUCAAUCUUAAAAACUGCAUGAAUAUAUUUUUUAUUUCUUUGUACUCUCAGUGGCAUAUAAGGCUUUAAGCAAAAGACUUGAAGUUUCGAUAGCUGUGAACGAGGCGUGCAAGAUGCAUUGAAGAAGAUCUAUUUUUCAUUUGGACAUUGAUUUCUCGUAUGAGUCAUUCAUUAACAUUUAUUUGCCCCGAUUGCAAACUGUGAGUAGCAAUGAAAAUGUUUACUUAAAAGUUUUGAAUGGUUGUGAUUCUUAGAGGUAUUUGGUUUAUACAAUAUGUCACUCACUCCAAUAGUCGACUUGAUACCAGUAAAACAUUGAAGGCAUUUUUAAAAACUUCAUGCAAUUCUUCCCAUUAAUAAACUUGAACAAAGCAAGAACAACAAUUGCACCAGGAUAAUAUAAGCUCACCUUUUAUUAUUUCGAGGAUUCUUCUCAGCUGGUUACAACAUGACCGAUAAAAAAAUAUGAAUUACAUUAAAGAUGUGAACAUGCUUUUCCACGAUCAUAAGGAGUAAUUGGUAGGAAUUAAAACUAACAUUAGUCCGGAAUGAUUUAACUGAUUAGGAGUUAAAAACACUGACUAUUUAUAGAAUAAGUAUACAGUUAGGCUUGGAACCAAAAAACAGCAGAGUUGCCCAUAUAUGUGUCUGUAUGGAAACAAGGUUUAGCUAGAAAGAGCAUCACAAAAAAGUGGAUUUCAGGUCAUAUGUUUCAAAUCAGAAAUCCCUCAUUGAGUGAAUCCAAACUGAUCACAUAGUACAGUUGGAAAACUCAGGAACAUAAAUUCAACAGACAGUUUAAAAAUGAUCAUUUGGCAUCUUUUGCAAUAAAAAGUUUCCGUGGUGGCAAUAUUGUGUGUGUGUAAUAUUACUGAUGGAUUGAUCUGGCUAUUAUGAUCGAAAUUAUUCCUAAAUUAGUUCAUUGCGGCUGACUGUUAACAGCAAAUUUGUUACUGAUUUCAGACCUAGGAGGUGAGCAUGUUAAAAACAUUGAGAAUGUAAACUCUUUCCGAAGCUAAAAAUGUUCAUAUGUAACAAGCGAUACAUUAAGCUGAGUGUCCCAAAGUCUAACGAACUGUCCUUACAUUAAGUUAACACGGAGUUUUCAGAUGCCUUCACAAAAUGUGAAUGCAUUCCAUGGAAUAAAUUGACCACUAGUGGAUUAAUACUCGCUGGGGAAAAUGUGGAUUUUGCAAAUGAAUAGAAAAGGGACUAGGCGCAUAAAAUCCGGUAUGCUUUAUUGGACUUUGAUGAUAUCAGUUAGCCUUCUAAACAGCAUAUAAAGAAUUCACAGUUGAGAAGUCAUUUUAUUCUCCUUAACGAUUUUUUUAUCUUUCUCGAAGAUACUGAUGGCAGUCGAAAAAGUAAUGUCCUCUUUAUUUAGCCCUGUGAAUCACCAUUCACUAUCUAUUACUUUAAAACUAAGUUAACCACGUUAUGGCUCAUACCUCAUAAACUUACAGCUGCAGUCAGCCACUUGAAUAAAAAUGUAAACGAAAAUUGAAAUACUCGAAUAAGAACUUUUCAGAUUGUAAUAAGCAGUCAGAUAACUGAUGUUGAUUUAUGGAUAAUUUCUUAACGAUCAUGAACAGUAUUUUCAUUACAAGUUGUUUAUAAAAUUAUUCAAUGUUCAGUCAAAUUACUGUCUAUACAUUUUCUCAUCAGGCGAUGAAAAGAAACAUCCAUCAUGUAAGUAAAAGUUGAAUUCUACAUUACAAAACGUUGUUGUGCGACAUCCAAAAAAAAUUAAUUCUUUUCAACUGUGCAAUAUAAAGCGAGGUACUUGGAGAUGAACUUGGUAACAAGAAGAUCUUUAAGGAUUUUAGCUGAUUAUUAGGAAGUGGAGUGUUGCUGAAAACACAUGGUGUUAGUUGUAGCUACUAGAAUUGUCGAAUUCUAUUGUGAACGCAAGGAAUCCAUAGAUGCUUUCUUCUGUAAAGUUAUCAAACUUCCUCAAGUUAUUUGCACUUCUUCAAAAUAGCAAAGAUUUGCGGCAAUAUUAAUAACGUAGUAACAUAUCAAAAUGCUUGAUUGCCACAAAAAUGUCAUUCAACAGCUAUACAGUCGAAGUAUGUUUCAGGUACAAAACGAUCUCUUAGAGUUCCCAAAUACUUGAUGUCAAAGCUAUCAGCAAAAAAAGAAUAGACCAAAAGCUGUCCGUGGAAAAUCCAAUCUUAGUUGUAGAGGAGCACACUGUCAUCACAAUUACAGCAAUGACAGGGAUUAAAACUAGGGAUUAAACAAGAACAACUACAGAUAAGUAGGAUUAAGUCGACAAGUGAUGUUAAGACGUUGCAACAUCGAUAUGCGAGUACUUCUCCUUCUUUUG
This is a messenger RNA of Trichobilharzia regenti, 2616 nucleotides long. Lineage: Eukaryota; Metazoa; Platyhelminthes; Trematoda; Strigeidida; Schistosomatidae. The record is from the annotation of a GenBank genome assembly.